Messenger RNA from Trichomycterus rosablanca, 4582 nucleotides. It is a transcript of the gene epn2, whose product is annotated as epsin 2. The transcript has 9 exons. NCBI's taxonomy places the organism in Eukaryota, Metazoa, Chordata, Actinopteri, Siluriformes, Trichomycteridae. Gene Ontology annotation, molecular function: clathrin binding; phospholipid binding. The record is from RefSeq and is a predicted model, not a curated record. Gene Ontology annotation, biological process: endocytosis. Bases 436 to 2187 code for a protein of 583 amino acids. Gene Ontology annotation, cellular component: clathrin vesicle coat; endosome; plasma membrane.
AACACUGAAACCCGCCCGUCUGCUCGCCACAUAAACACUAAUACAAUCUCAACUAACUUCUACUUUCACAAAGUUUAAGGAAACUUACUCAACAGCUUUUAAGAUUCUUUAUUUUAUUAUUACCCGGAAUGCAUACCGGGUAUAAUUCCCGGCAGAAUACUGAAUCAGGCUCGCAGAACAACUCGGUGAUGGAGGAAUUUGGCAUGCUGACUCCCUGUUCUGUGUGGAAAUGGUUUUAACAGGCACUGAGUAAUACAGCGAAUUGUUGCAGCAGGGAACGCAGAUUUGGACUUGUUACAACAUUUUUAAAAAUCUGGACUUGGCUUUAAGAACCAGCAGAAGAGUGGAAACUACUUGGUUUUAAGAAUAAUAUUAAACAUAAACUUUGAAAUUAGAUUUUUGGAUUAAAAAGGAUAUUAAAGAAAAGACCACACCAUGCCGAGCUCAACAAUUAGAAGGCAAAUGAAAAAUGUGGUGAAUAACUAUUCAGACGCAGAGAAAAAAGUCAGAGAGGCUACCUCUAAUGAUCCAUGGGGCCCCUCCAGCUCGCUGAUGUCGGAGAUUUCCGACUUAACAUAUAACGUGGUGGCCUUUUCCGAGAUCAUGAGCAUGAUCUGGAAGAGGCUAAACGAUCAUGGCAAGAACUGGAGGCACGUUUACAAGGCACUGACACUGUUAGACUACCUAAUCAAGACGGGCUCAGAACGGGUGGCGAUGCAAUGCAAGGAGAACAUAUUUGCCAUCCAGACUCUAAAAGACUUCCAGUAUAUUGAUCGGGAUGGCAAAGACCAGGGCAUCAACGUCAGGGAGAAGUCCAAGCAGCUGGUGGUGCUCCUGAAGGACGAUGAGCGGCUGAAAGGCGAGCGAUCACAAGCCCUUAAGACCAAGGAGCGUAUGGCUCAGGUAGCCACAAGCGUGGGCAGCAACCACCAGCUCGGCUUUGGCCGUGGUUCCAGUCAGCCAAACCUGUCUACCAGCUACUCGGAGGAGUAUGGCAGGUCUGAAGGCUCACCAGCAUCAUAUCAUGGAUCCACAUCCCCCAACGCGUCAUCAGAGCUGGAACAGGCUCGACCGCAGACCAGUGGAGAGGAGGAGUUACAGUUGCAGCUUGCACUGGCCAUGAGCAGAGAGGCAGCAGAGCAGGAGGAGAGGAUGCGCCGUGGGGAUGACUUACGGCUCCAGAUGGCACUGGAAGAGAGCCGUAAAGACACAGUGAAAGGGGGAAAAAAGAAAAAAGAGCUUCCACAGUCCUCUCUGAUGGAUUUGAUGGAUGCAGUCCCUAAAGGCCAUGUUGAUCCCUGGGGAACUGGCGGAGGAGCAGCAGCAGCAGCAGCAGCACCAGCGCCUGCCUCAGACCCCUGGAAAAGCUAUGGUAGUGCUGCAAAACCAGCCGCUCCUGUGGAUCCCUGGGGUCUGUCCACACCUGCUGCCACAGCCACUCCUGUGAAGAGUGGUGACCCCUGGGGGUCAGGCCCCACUCCUGCAGUUGCUGAUCCUUGGGGCUCGGGACCUGCUGCUCGCCCCAAAGCUGCUAGCCCAGGUACGUUUGAUCUCUUCUCGUCAUCAAACGGUACCUCUAGGGAAGAUCUAGAUGACUUCGACAGUCUCCGCUCUUUAGGAAUGUCAGGAGGUGCCAAAGGAAGCUCAUCAAUGCCCCUACAGACUAGCAAGUCUGUUAGCCCUGACUUGUUUGACAUGCAGCCAAGUGCCCCAACCAGAAAAACUCCAGAAUCAUUCUUGGGUCCUAAUGCAGCUCUGGUAAACCUGGACUCACUGAUCACUAAACCACCUCAGCCAGCUCCUGUCUGUAAUCCCUUCCUUGCUGGAGGAGCAGCCCCACCUCUUGCCCCUGCAGCUCAGGUCAACCCGUUCCAGGUGAACCAACCACAGCCACCUACCCUCAACCAGAUGAGAGUCAGCCCCAUGAUGGGCCUCACAGCUCAAGGCUUUGGUAACCUGGCACCAGUAAGCAAUGAGCCCAUGCCUCUGUCGUCUCUGCCUCCUACUGGCACAAUCAACAUGGCACCCGUGGGUGGCAUGGCCCCUCUUGCUCCAAUGGGUCAAAUGAUGCCAGCUAUGGGGUUGCCAGGCUCUAUGUCUAUGCCCCAGCCACUAAUGAGUGGAGGGCUGCAGCCUACAGGCACCACAGCCCAGGCUGCUGGCACCACCAACCCCUUCCUGUUGUGAGGAACAUUAACUGCCUCUUUUAUCCCCCUCCUAAUGGUAUGGACAGCUUAGUCUGUUGUGUUCCCCAGACCAAUGUGCUAUUUUAAGACUGUUUGGAGUAGCAGUGGUGUUUACAGUUUUUACAUUGGCAGAAGAUGUGGUCUUCAGCCCAAUGGAGGUAGGUACCAUAGAGUGAGUGGUAUUGGUAUUGGUAUUUUUCUAAAUUCCCUCAGAUGGACUGCCAACAGGUGAAUACUGUGUCUCUAGGUGUGACUUUGGCAACAAUUUUUAGUCUACAGUAGCUUUCUGACAAACAGGCUCACAUUUAAGGGGGUCCCGUUUUUGUAAUUUCAUUUCUGUCUACGUUUUUACUUGUUGGAGGCUUAAAACCGCUUUCUCUCAUUAAUUUUUCUAAUUUGUAGUCUUUUAAAGCUGUAUAGUCGCAAAAGCUAACCCUUUUUAAUCAAAGCAGCCUAUUUGUUCUACGCAGUGCAUAUACACUAUGUGUAUUUUACAGUAAGUAAAGGUAGACACAAUAGAGGACACUAUCAGUUUACAUGUCAAUAAUUGUGAUGUUCUAAGCAGGGAUUUUGCACAUGCUCAUCUUUUAUUUGUUUUUCGACUGUUGGCUCACUGUUAGUCCUUGAUCAAACGUUAAGGACUUGGGUUACAUACCAGGAGUAAAAAACCUGCAGCAGUCUGUCUUGGUUGUACUAAAUCCGAUGCAGUCAGAGCUGAACUUCAUACUGAAGUGUAGUGGGUUUUUCACGAUGUGUAAUGGAGAACUGACUACAUAGCAAGAUAUGGCUCUACUUUUAUAAAUAUAUAAAUAUGGUGUAGCGAGCAAGCACCUGCUGUUACACAAUGGUUAAAUAAGUGGUUAUUAGUUACAGAUUCUACUCUUUCCACAGCUAAUCAUCCCAUCUUUAUGAUGUCUGAUAGAGCUAUUUAUCACUAGUCAUUAGUAUUUACUGCCUAGUAUUUCUGUACAGUGUUUAUCAACACUGAGAUAUUUCUUUUUAUUAUUACUUUUUGGCUUAUGUAUGUAGAAAUAUUUUAAUUCUGAUUGGAACAAAGGGAAUUGGGAGAUUUAGAAAAGGUGUUACAAAACUGUUUCAUGGUCAGUAUAACUAAUCCAUGCUACCCAGUGCAACCAAUUCAUAUCCGUAUAAACAGUGAAAUAGUAGCCAUUACAGCAAAAACCCUGAUGUGCUAAACUAGGUGAGAAAUAUAAAUGUGGGCUUUAAUUAGGUCUAAGGAAGAUCUAUUUGAGAAGGCCAAAGUGUUUUUGUUUGUUUAAAAUUUGCAUUGGGGCUUUAAGUGUGUCCAUUGUGUUCUACUGUACAUCAGACUGUCUGUUUUCAUUAAAGUAUCACCAUGUAGCAAGUUAGCAAAGGAAAGUCUAGUGACAGGAGGGAUUUUAUUUACCUAAAAAUACUAGUCUCAGCCCUUUACACAUGCAGCCUUAUAUUUACACACAGCACCCUAAUACUUCAGUACAUAUCAGUGGUUUUUUAUCUAUAACGUUAUACACUAGUCUGCUUUUGACUUAGAUAUUUUCUAUAUGUUUUUAAUAUACUGUCACAUUGAUGACAAAUUGGUAAGUCUAAUUAUUUAAACUGUAAACUGAUGUAUGGUUUUUAACUACGGCAAUAUAUAUUACCACCCAACACGCGCACACAGUUUUUCCGGCUUUAACUUGCUUGUGACGUGUAAAAGAGGUGCUGUAAGACUUUUAUAACCCAUUAAUUUAGAUGUAUUUUUUUGCUUUUUAAAUAUUCUUUUCAUGGGUUUGCUUUGAGUCUGAUAGACGAACAUGCUGUUUUAAAUUGCGCUCCUCAGUUGCGACCUCUGCCGGACAUGUUGUGGUUGUACUGCCUGAAUGCAGAUGCGUGUUACAGAGACAGAGUUCAACUCGAUGGUUAAAGCAGGUGCCGAAUCUGCCCAUUCAGACUUUUACAUGAAAGUACACCGUUUUGUUUUCACAUUCUCUUUGAAAGUAUGCAAACUAUUUUUUCCAUGUAUUGCUGUUACUGAUUACUCUCAACUCUAUGCAUUUAUUGUGGCGGACUAACCUUGUGAACAGGCAAAACACCUUUACUUUUUCAUGUAAUUUUGUCUGUAUGUCUAACAAACUGUCAUUACUGGGAGCAGGCUGCUUGAUGAAUGUGCUCAACCUGUUGGCAUUAUAAUUGUAUAAUAUAAUUUAUCAUUUGUUCUAUUGUAACAUAUUGUUCUGUACCUUAUUUCUGUGUAUUGCUUCUGUAGAAAAUUCACAUAAACAGUGUGACGUUUUAAAGCCCUCUAAACCGCAGCGAGUGUUAAUGGACCUGCAGCUGCAACUGUAAAAGAAACAAACUGUAUCACUGACAUUCGAUUACAAUCUGUUAACGCUAUUAAAACACGUCAAACAUUU